UUCGACAUUGUUCUCGCUUCCCUGUAGCUAAUAAGUGAUGGGAGUAAGAAGAAGAUGAUGAAAACUAGCUUUGUUGAAAUCGUUGAAAUCCCACCUGGAAAGCAUGUAUGUUCCUUUAUGGCUUCCAGCUUUUCCUGAUGUGGAUUGAAAGGGGACUAGAUCCUUGGGGAGCUUUGUUGAGUUUGCAGAGGAAACUUGUCUGUAGAAUCUCCUCAGGGAGUCUUGUUUGUGGGGAGUUAUGGAUGAGUAGAAAUGGCUUAUCAGUGAAAGAGGCAUUUGCUCCUGGCAUGGAGGCUGCAAGAGAUGGGGUUUUCAGUGAGUUGAUGAAGAAAAAACCUGUUGCUCUAUCUAAGCUCAGAACCAAGAAGAAGUUUCUUGGAGAACCUUUGGAUCUUACUCAGCAGAUGAAGGGUGAAGAUACAUCCAUAUCGUUGCUUGAAGAAGAUAGAGAUGACUAAAGGAGGCAGAGUUUGUUUUGAAACAGUGCAUGGAGAACCCAGUAGAC
This is a messenger RNA of Eruca vesicaria subsp. sativa (arugula), 505 nucleotides long. The record is from the annotation of a GenBank genome assembly. Lineage: Eukaryota; Viridiplantae; Streptophyta; Magnoliopsida; Brassicales; Brassicaceae.